This is a messenger RNA of Papaver somniferum (opium poppy), 690 nucleotides long. RefSeq lists its product as uncharacterized. Bases 1 to 690 code for a protein of 229 amino acids. The transcript has a single exon. The record is from RefSeq and is a predicted model, not a curated record. Lineage: Eukaryota; Viridiplantae; Streptophyta; Magnoliopsida; Ranunculales; Papaveraceae.
AUGGCACAACGACUUCCCAAGUUUAUCAUAAUCCAAUCCAACUUCAACCACAGAUACCUGCACUUAGAAAAGGUUAAUCCAACCGCAGCUGAUUCCCUCCGAUUUGAUGGAGAUUACAGUUUCGGGCUUGAGACCAGAUUUGAGGUAGUGCCAGCUACCACUGAAAAUGGACUGGUACACAUCCGAUCCAAACUAAAUGACCGCUUCUGGGCAAACAUGGGGGGCCCCAACGGAUGGAUCACUGCCACGUCCGUCAAACCUGACGAGAAUCGAUCUAGCCAGUCUUGCACGCUCUUCCAGCCGGUUUACUUGAAUUCCAACAGCAACAAGAUCGUCCGGCUCCUCCAUGUCCACACCAGCUACUAUGUUUCCUUCUUUAUGGGCACCAACCAGACCAAUGGUUGCUUAAAUUUAAUUAGCAACUCGCAACUCACUGACCAGCGCGAUCUGUUUACCAUCAUUGACUGGCAAUCAAUCGUGAUGUUUCCCGACAUUAUCAGAAUCAAGGGCGACAAUGGAAUGCACCUCAAGGCCUUUUCAGACGGGUUAUGGAUUAUAAUUAUGAAGUCGCUAAUUCUCCAGAUUUUGAAUAUGAGGUGUUUCCAAGUCGUGACGGAGGCUCUGCCUGAAAGUGUCCAAUAUGGCAAUAUUGGAAGCUUGACAAUAAUCGUCGUGGGUAUGGGCAUAUGA